UUUUAAUAAUGGCGUCUGUACAAGAGAUGCGGCCAGGUCUUCAAAAAUGAAGCGGAGAAGAAGUCUAUUCUAGAAAUUUCGAGACUUAUACAAGGUUUCACCAAGUGGGCUGUGAACGUCUUCCAGCGAUUUUUGUUUACUUUUUUCGUUUUUGAGACCCCGAAAUGAUGAAGAUCAAAUCGAAUCAAACGCGGACAUAUGACGGGGAUGGCUACAAGAAGCGCGCCGCCUGUCUGUGCUUCAGAAACGAGAGUGAGGAGGAGGUAAGUCCGAGGCUAUAGUGGUGUGGUGGAACGGGCCUUGUGAAUAAACAGUUUGCCACGUUGCCAGCAGGUAGUGAUUCCGAAUGAAGAGAAGAGGGCGAGUUGUUUACGAAAGGCAUAUAUUUGGUGGCGAGGCCUAAAUUGAAUUGAUGGCAACAACAUCACCGGCGGUUGCCAUGUUUUUGUGUGAUACAAUUCUCAAACUGACAUUAACCGUAGACGCCUAGACUAAAUAUAAUAUAAUAACUUUAUUUCCCCAGUGUUGUCAGUGAGCUUUUUAUGCAAUGCAGUGUCUGUUAGUUUUGGGCCAUUGCAACAAAUUCUGCAAUGUGUGCAUAUCAUCAAAAGAGUUGGCCAACAAAAAAUGUAAGGCAUGGAGCAAAUGCAUCCAUGACAUACCUCAUGCAAAUAGAGUACCACAGUAUGAGUCAUAAUACCCUUAACCUAGCGGUCAAACAAGGAAAUGGUUCCAAUCGUUUUUCCACCAUUCAUUUUUCCCAUAUGGGAUUUUAGAAACACUGAAAAUAAGGGCUGUGUUUCGUGUAGGCUUACCCUGGCGUGACGUUUUGAUGAUAACCAUGUAAAUCUCUCGGACACAGUUACUUUUAUCAAUAUAUUCGCCUGUAUUUACCCCCCCCCCCCCCCCCCCCCCCCCCCCAAAUGAAACGCUAAUUAGCUGCUAAUGUGUUAUCAUAAAGAACUACAAAUGCCAUGAUGACCUGGACGAGACUGCCGAAUGGAGGCAAAGGUAAGAAUAUCUGGAUUAACUAUCUGUUUGCUAAAUGUAGUAAUUCAUAAAUUGGAUACAUUUCAUUCAAUUGACAAUUCUGUGAACCGUCUUGUGCAAGUUUUAAAUUGACACAAUACCUGUUAGCAAAGGUGGCAGCUAGAGAUGACUUGCAGGGAUUUGUAGUCUUGCAUGAUCUACUUUGAUGCUAGUUAGCAUUUUCGAAUCUGAGAGUAAAUGGAGCCGAAUAUAUUGAUAAAAGUCACCUUGUUUGAGAGAGAUUUACCUGGUUAUCAAAACGUCAUGCCAGGGUAAGCCUACAUGAAACACAGCCCUUAUGUUAAGUGUUUCUAAAAUUCCCUAUGGGAAAAUUAAUGGUGGAAAAAUGAUUGGAGCCAUUUCCCUGUUUGACCGCUAGGUUUUUUGUGGGUAUUAUGACACCUCCACUGUGGGGCUCUAUAGCGCUUGAUUUAUGUUAUAUGCCUAUAUUAGUGCUCAAGUAAUGGUAUUCAAUUAGAGCAACACAAUCUUGUGAAGGUAUGGGCAUAUUAUUUUAAUUAAUUGAAAUAACUGUCAACCCUACAGGUGUUGUUGGUGAGUAGUAUCCGUCAUCCAGGCAAGUGGAUCGUCCCUGGUGGAGGGAUGGAGCCGGAGGAAGAGCCCAACGUUGCUGCUGUUCGAGAGGUGUGUGAAGAGGUAGGCUAAAUUACUUGUCAACUUGACUUGUGCAUUCAGAGUUUUUAUUAUGCAAGGAGCUUAUGGGAAGUAUAAUUUCACUUCUGCACAGGUGGCCUUUAAAUGGUUUGGCAUAGGCUUAUUAAUCUGAUCCGAUUUCCCCAAAAAUCCUGUCCCUGAGCAUCAUUUUCUAGAAGGGUUACGCUCAUACUAAAGUGUUGCCUGAAGCUCUUAAGGAGGGUAUAUAAUGUAUUUGACUUCUCCCUAACUGAAGUUAGCGUUUUCUCUUAAACAAAUGGGAUCUUCCAGUCAUUUAAGUUUAUUGCAUUUCCAUUAAAUGUAUUCAGCCUCUUUUGGGAGUUCCUUGUGAUUGAUGUUGAGCUCAUUGUCAGUGAAACACAAUCUGAUGUAUUGUUGUCUUUGCCAAAUGUGCUUGCGGGAUUUGGGGGUUUAGUUGAUGUACCAGGUUUAUACCAGUUACCUUAGCAGCCCUUAUUUCAACCUUGAAAAAGCUAUGCGUUCUUUGAGUAGAUGUUCCUCUAUAGAAGCUAUGGACUAAAUGGGGAUGGAGGAGCCUCUUGAUUGAGAGUCCAUGUUUAUAAAUAGAGUAAAACUGUAACCUGAAGAAGAAAGUACUACGAUGACGCCAUGUUAAUAGGAGCUGAUCCCUCCCUCUCCAUGACCAUACACAACCAUGGCCUCCCCCCGCCCCGUGACUGAAAAUGGCAUGAAUUCUCAGAACCCCCAGGUCUCAUCGGGUGAAAAUGCAAAAACAUUAUCACAAGUGUCCUGCUUUUACUAAGAAUAAUUAUUAAAAGUUUUAUCUGCUGUUUCAUUUCCACUGGCCAUGUUGUCUUUCCAGGCUGGUGUCAAGGGGACAUUGGGGCGUCUACUAGGAAUUUUCGAGGUGAGCUGAAAAAAUAGUUGUGUUGGUUGUCUUUAAACUUGGGGUGGGAGGAACUGCUAAUUUAUUUCAACUUCUUUGCCUCCUAACCUUGAGCACUGAGAAUUUUUCUCGAUUUACUCCUACUCAGAACACAGACAGGAAGCACAGAACAUAUGUCUAUGUCCUCAUCGUUACAGAGAUGUUGGAAGACUGGGAGGACUCUGUGAAUAUCGGUAUGUUAAAUAUUGGUACGUUAAUUCUAGUUUUUGUGGUAGUUGUGGAAGCUGUGAUGACUGGACAAUCAAUUUUGUUAUCAAAUUGAUUCAUCGACAUAUGGAUUGGCCAGCUGAUCCUCUGAACCAGUAUAUCCUACUACUAUUGUAGAUUCUUCAUAGUCAUGUUUCAUUUCUGAGAAUCUAGACUAAAUCUGUUUUUUUUGUGGCCCCCUUCCUGACUCCCCUUUGCUCUUUAUCCCUGUGUUGACAGGAAGAAAAAGGGAAUGGUUUAAUACAGAGGAUGCCAGAAGAGUGCUGCAGUGCCACAAGCCUGUGCAGGCCUCGUACUUUGAGGCCCUACAACAUGGCAGCCUGAGCAGCAACGGGACACCCCUGGUGACCACGAGAGGGGGAGAAGAGCGCUCCCCUACCUACAAUAUCAACCAGAGCUCCAGAUCGAGUAUAAGAUAACUGAAACUCCUGGAGACUUCUCCACAUCUUUUACCUGCUUCUUUUUCUUAUUAAUCCUGCUCCUACUACAACUUUUUUUUACCUUCAAAAUAUCAACAGAAAUGUUUGCCUUGCCAGCCUUCUAGUGCCAGAGUGGAGGUACAGACUUGACAAGUGUUGGGCGAAGAAGAUAUAACACUUUGUAAUUUGAAAGUUUUUUUUGUUGCUUUUUACUAAUAAUUGCAUGAGAUAUUUCCAAACUCGUCCUCCUUUACCUCGGUUCCUCUCUGUCAUAAAUAUGAGGUUUGUUGAAUGCAACUUUCUGCUGUGGUGAUGUAAAGUAUUGGUAUUGAAUGUGUUUACAGAAGAAGACAGGCUUAAGGGUCUUGUUUUGCUAACACUUUACUUGAAGUUGCCACACCCCUUUAUAUGGCAUUCAUAAGAAUGACAUAACCUCCCACCAUGUACCGUGACAGAUCAUUAGUGUAAUACAUACUCCCAACUGUGUUAAGAGUUGUAAAGUAUGACAGUAUUUCAGUAUGACAUUUUCUAUUGUUGGUUUUCUUUUCAUAUAUUUCCUAAUCCCCUAAGAAUGCAUUGCUUUAGUUAGAUGGGCUUGUGGGAAAGUUUCCUAUUUUGCAUGUGUGGUAAAGCUACAUGGGUGUGUCUUGUGUGAUGCAAUCUGUAGGAAUGGAAUUAUCUGGUACAAACAGUCUCCCAUUUGUAUUACAUUGUGAAGGUAGCACAAGCUUUGUUGUUUUGAGAGAGAAGCUUUGAUAAGGGGCUGACAAAAACUACUCCCACAGUAGCUUGGGCCUUUUAUCACAAUGGGGCACAUCUAACCAGAACAUUGAAAUGUAAGUCAUCUGCUGUCUCACAUCUUGUCAGUCUAUUUCAGACUAUGAAGAUGUUUUAUAAUUCAAUGACCGGAAAGACAGAGAAUUGUGCAUGUUAUCUGAUCCUCAGGGGAAAGGAACAAGAACCCAGACUAGUCUUUUGAGUCUUAAUGAAUCAGGUUGUGUAUCAGGAGGGGGGGAGUAAUGUCAUUAGGUGUUGUUUUAUUGUGCUUUCAUAGUAAGGCUAAUUUUAAAAUGGCACUAGGAAGAUUAUGCCACUCUGGACCCCACUCAAAUUGAUGUUAUGGUUUCCACUUUAUUCAAUAAUCUUAUAUCCAUUUACUUUGUUAAUAUUCAUAUUUAUUUUCUUAUGUUAUCAUGGUGAUUGACUGCAGAUUAUGGACAUUUAUCAGUCUGUACUAAUAACCUUCUGGUGUGUGUAUUGUGUAAAUUGAGGACUGAUUGGUGUGUGUAUUUGCGUGUGUGACUAUGGCUGCAUUUAGACAGGCAGCCCAAUUCUGAUAUUUUUUUCUC
Molecule: messenger RNA, 4586 nt
Organism: Coregonus sp. 'balchen'
Lineage: Eukaryota; Metazoa; Chordata; Actinopteri; Salmoniformes; Salmonidae
Source: the annotation of a GenBank genome assembly